This is a messenger RNA of Planococcus citri (citrus mealybug), 7231 nucleotides long. RefSeq names its product Ribosomal protein S6 kinase (gene S6k). NCBI's taxonomy places the organism in Eukaryota, Metazoa, Arthropoda, Insecta, Hemiptera, Pseudococcidae. The coding region runs from base 201 to 1655 and encodes 484 amino acids. The record is from RefSeq and is a predicted model, not a curated record. Gene Ontology annotation, molecular function: ATP binding; protein serine/threonine kinase activity. Gene Ontology annotation, biological process: peptidyl-serine phosphorylation; signal transduction. The transcript is spliced from 10 exons.
GCUUUUUCCUCUUGUGUUGUGUGAAUUUCUCAUAAAAUUUUGUCGAAGUUAAAACAUGUGUAGUGGUUUUUUGUGCGAAAUUGAUAAAAAAUUUCUCCAUUAAAUUAAUAUAUUUCAAAGUGUCGCACAGGUGUCGAACUUCUCGAAGAACAAUUCGUGCAAGUUGAUCGGUUCUAAAUAGAUGUGAUUUAGUUACUACAAUGGCAGCUGUCUUCGAUAUCGAAUUACACGAAGAAGACAAAACACAAGAAGAUUCCGAUGAAGAUAACACCAUCGACGUCGAAGAGGAAUGUUAUGAUACGAAUCCGAAUGUCAGCAGUUUGAAUAAUUUUCGUCACUCCAAAGACGUAGAAACGUUGCCGAUUCAAGAACACAAUACGCAUCGUCCUCGAGGCAAAACUGGCCCGAAUGAUUUUGAAUUGAGACGCGUCCUGGGCAAGGGAGGUUACGGAAAAGUAUUCCAAGUGCGCAAAUGCACCGGUAAUGAUUCAGGAACGUAUUUCGCCAUGAAGGUGCUUCACAAAGCAGCUAUAAUUCGUAACCAGAAAGACACCGCUCACACGAAAGCCGAAAGGAAUAUCCUGGAAGCGGUUAAACACCCGUUUAUCGUAGGCUUGUCUUACGCAUUUCAAACGGAUGGUAAAUUGUAUCUGAUUUUGGAGUAUCUUAGUGGCGGUGAAUUAUUCAUGCAUCUUGAAAGAGAAGGAAUAUUUUUGGAAGAUACUGCUUGCUUCUAUCUGGCGGAGAUUAUAUUGGCGUUACAACAUCUUCAUCGAUUGGGCAUCAUAUACCGAGAUCUGAAACCGGAGAAUAUCUUAUUGGAUGCGCAAGGUCACGUAAAACUAACCGAUUUUGGAUUAUGCAAGGAGCACAUUCAGGAAGGAAUCGUUACCCAUACGUUUUGCGGAACAAUCGAAUACAUGGCGCCGGAAAUAUUGACCAGAAGUGGACACGGUAAAGCUGUGGAUUGGUGGUCGUUGGGUGCGUUGAUGUACGAUAUGUUGACUGGAGCUCCUCCUUUCACGGCCGAUAACCGGAAGAAAACGAUAGAAAAAAUAUUAAAAGGACGAGUACUCUUGCCGCCUUAUCUUACGCCAGAUGCCAGAGAUCUAAUUAGAAAAUUACUAAAGAGACAAGUUAAUCAACGACUUGGAUCGGGUCCCGAAGACGGAGAUGCGAUCAGAAGGCAUCAUUUCUUUAAACAUAUUACCUGGUCGGAUGUAGUAGAUAGGAAAUUGGAACCGCCGUUUAAACCGAUCUUGCGUUCGGAAGACGAUGUAUCUCAGUUUGAUACGAAAUUCACUAGACAGACUCCAGUGGAUUCUCCGGAAGAGUCUAUUUUAAGCGAGAGCGCCAAUUUAAUUUUCAAGGGUUUCACCUACGUAGCACCUUCAAUCCUGGAAGAAAUGUACAGGCCACCAGCACCUAGAAUCAGUCGAGCUAGAUCGCCUCGUAAGAGCAGUUAUUGCUCCUCCAUGUCCGAGCUGGCAGCCGAGGCUCAAUUCCUAUCGCCCGGAUUCCGUACACCUUUCAACAUGCACAAGUUCGCCAACAACAACAACAACAACGGCGUCGUAGCCGACAUGGACGAUAUGAAUAUGGAAAUCACGACCGCAUUCGAGAACAAUUGCACCGUAGGAUCGGAUAAUUUAUAGCCCGUGAUCAAUCUAGCGUCACCGAUACCUUUGGUGACGACGAUGGUUCUAUUAAAAUAAUCGAAAGGAAUGAUAAACGUAUCUGCGUGUCUGCCAACAUCGACACCACUCUCGUACCCUUGCUCUCCUCAUAUUUCACCCGUGUUUAAUUUUUCUCUAAAUACCUAUCUAAUCGAUUUAUACCUAUACAUAUAGGAAUAUUCCCUGGUCUUAUAGUUAUUAAAAAAAAAAAAAGCAAACUUGGAAGGGAAACGAAUAUUUUUAUUUAUCUUUAAAACUAUCUCGUUAUAAAAAUGCUAUUUUAUUGAUAGGAUAAUUACCUAAUCGAGAACGAGUCGUUGUCUUAUGUUAGUUUGUAUGUCUCGAGAAGCGUGUGCGGAUGUGUGAAAAAAAAACUGCUUUAUUUUUUGGUGCUGAGGAUCAAUAUUUUUUUUUCAUUCAUUUUCUAUCUCGUUCUUUUAUGUAAUCGAAAAAAAAUGUGGGUUUUAUAUUAGAUUUAUUACGUGUUUACUGUUUAUUGAAAUUUAUUAUUUCUUUUUCUUAAUAUUAACGUUCGUAUGUCGUUUGCUGUACCUAAUAAGGUUAUAUAAUAUUUUUCGUUAUGGUUAUUUAAAAAAAAAAAAAAAAUAAGAAGAUACAUGUGAGAACAAUUCGAAUGAGAAAACAAAAAUCGCUCAAAUGCUAUACUAAUUCUACAAUAUACCCCUCUAUCGUUUGAACAUUUUUAUAUUUCGGUCGAGCUGCAUGGGUCGAGUGUGUUCGGGCCCAGGUUACUGCUUAACCUUAAAUUUAAAAAUGUUGUGCCUUAAAAACAAGUUUGAUUCGAUCAUUCAUGUUGUGAUUUAUCUAUUUUUUUUUCUAUCCAGUUUUUUUGUUGUUUUGUUUUGUUUCAUUCACGCGCGCAAAAAGAAAACAAAUUCAAAUGUUACGUGCUCCUUUCGUCGUUUUUUUUUCUCUCUGUUUAAUUUAGCUAAGUACGCAUACAUACAUAUACGAAGAUGUGAACAAAGAUGGUGCUGAGUUAUCUAGGCAGUUCGUAUCUUCUGUCUUCUUUUUUCUUAUUAUUGUUUUCUUUUUUUAUGAUUUUUGUUUAAUAUUUUUUUAAACCAAUCAUAAUACACGAAGUUACCGUUUUGCAAAAAAAAAAAAUUAAUAAUGAAAGGAAUUAGAUUUUUCUUUUUUUUAAUUUUAUUAAUUUUAUCGCGUUUUUCUCCAUUCGAUUUGUAAUGUGUGUUUCUUUUCUAUGUAUUUUUUUUUCUUUCCUGUUUAUUUACGUGUUUUUUUUUCUCUUUAUUUUUGUAUUAUGGAUCGGCGAAACACGACGUAAUAGUCGAGGGAAAAUUACAUUCCGAAUUUAGGUAUCGAUUUACCUAUUUAGAUUACGGGGAGAUGAUUCGUCCCUUCGACUGGUACGUCGGUUCGUGUGUUUUAUUUGUAUUCUUUUUUUUGGAUUUCUUACCGAGACGUUACGGUUUUGUCUUAUGUGAAUUUGUAUUUUGUGUCGGGACGAAGCUAAGGGUGGAAGUAGUCUCCUCCUUGAGAUGCUAAGUGAAAAAGUGAGUCGUUGCUGGAAGGAUUUCAGGGUCUUGGAAGGGUCGUGAAAUUUUUGUGCAGACGAUGAAAUGCUGAUGGGGGGGGGGGGGUGUGAUGUUGCCUAGAGAUAGGGGAAGGAGGGGGGCUCUAGAACUGGAUCUGGGCAUUCUGUUUGAAAUGGAAUUUAUGAAACUAAAUUUUGGAGUGAAAAGCGUUUUGAAAAUCGAUCAAUUUCAGAGAAACCGAAUCCGAAGUAUAAUUUGACCAUAUCCCCCUCCCCCUUCCCCUCCUUUAAAUUUUUAUAAAUCGUCAAAAAUUGCAUGAAAUUUAAGAAAAAAAUGUUUUCAAAUUAAUUUUGUUGAAAGUAGUUUUACUAUCAAUUUUUGUAAGUAUGUGUUUUGACCCUAAUUAGAUUAUUUUCUUUUAUCGUGCUUUCCAGGGGUACUUAAAACGAAGAAUUUUUUCAAAAUUUUCACAUAUUUGAGGAACUACGACGAAAUUGUUCUCAAAAUUCCAUCAAGAAAGCUACAGUAAUGCGGUUUUUCAUCGCUGUCUUCUGUUUUCAGGGGUUCCAAAAAUCUGGCUUCGGUAUUCGUAUUAAGCUAUAGUCGUAGUGUUAUUCGUGAUUUCGAACGCGUCGUAGAAGUAAUAGUAAGAAAAUUACGAGUUCGGCGGUUGUGGUGAGUUGAAGUUUGCUCUUUAAAUUUGAAUUUUGUCAAAAUUGAUUAUUUUUCGCAUUUUAUCGAUGAUGCGAAAAAGAAUUUGAGAAAAAGUGUGGUAGUGAUCUUGGAGGUGAAAAGAAUCAAAGUUGGGGUAAUUUUCAUGGAAUUUUUUGUCAUUUUUGAGAAUUUUAGGUGGGGUGGGGGGAUUUGUCUACUUCAAAUGGACAUGGGUACGAUCAGUUCAUUUUUUGAUCUUGGUCAUUUUCCCUCCUCCUUCAUUCACACUGUAAGAUUUGAAGAAGUUCGAUCAUUUUUUGUACUCGUAGAAUUCUGAAACCUGUUGGCCCCAAAGCCCCCCCCCCUCUUUGAUGCGUCUUUGGAAUUCAUAAUUUUGAAAAAUUCAGAUUCUGAAUCCCAUUUGACCUCGAAAUUGAAAGUAAACAUCCCACAGGGGGAUUUUGGACCCAGGAUUUUGAAAAAUGCAACAUGGUUGCGGCUUAAUCGUAGAAUUGAAUUUGAUUUUUCAAAAGGAGAGGGUGCUGGGGCUCAAAAUUUGAAAAAAGUGCGAUUGAUUUUGAUUUUGGGGUCAAACAGAUUUCAGAAUUUAAAUUACUUAGUGUAUUUAUUAACCUAUUUUUUUGAUACCCAUAUGCCAUUUUUUGAAAUUCCGAGCUCCAAUUUUACUCUUUGGGGACUCAGUUGUAGUUUUGAGAGUUGAAAGGGUUACAGAAUUGUAAUCAGUGCGCUUGAAAAGCUACAUUUUGAUACCCAAAUUGCAUUUUUCAACAUUUUGGCCCACAAGCUUCUGUGUGGGGCUCUGGGAGCUUCAAUUUAGAUAUUUAGACCAAAUUGAUAUUAGAAUCCAAGCCUUCAAAACCCCAGUUUUUGACACCCAAAUUGCAUUUUUCAAAAUUUUGGACCCCAAACUUCUCUCUUGGGCUCUGGGAGGGUCGAUUUUGUUUUUGGGACAAAUUACUUGUAAAAACUCAGAGCUUUCAAAAAUCUAUUUUUUACGCCGAAAUUGCACUUUUAAAAAUCUUGGGCCCCAAGCUCACCUCUUGGGCUCUAGGAGGCUCAAUUUCGAUUUUUGGACUAAAUUUAUAUGAGAAUCAGAGCCUUCAAAACCCCAUUUUUUGAUACCCAAAUUGCAUUUCUCAAAAUUUUGGACCCCAAGCUUCUCUCUUGGGCUCUGGGAGGCUCGAUUUUAUUUUUGAGACGAAUUAAAAAAAAUCAGAGCUUUCAAAACUCUAUUUUUUUUUUACGCCCUAAUUACAUUUUUCAAAAUUUUGGGCCUCCAGCUCCUCUCUUGGGCUCUAGGAGACUCAAUUUCGAUUUUUGGACCAAAUUGAUAUCACAAGCAGAGCCUUUAAAAACCUAUUUUUUGAUACCCAUAUUGCAUUUUUCAAAAUCUUUGGCCCCAAGCUUCCCUCUUGGGCUCUGGGCGGCUCGAUUUUAUUUUUGGAACGAAUUAAAAAAAAUAGAGCGUUCAAAAAUCUUUUUUUUACGCUAUAUUGCAUUUUUCAAAAUCUUGGGCCCCCAGCUCCCCUCUUGGACUCUAGGAGGCUCAAUUUCGAUUUUUGGACCAAAUUGAUAUCACAAUCAGAGCCUUUAAAACUCUAUUUUUUGAUACCCAAAUUGCAUUUUUCAAAAUCUUGGGCCCCAAGCUUCCCUCUUGGACUCUGGGAGCCUCAAAUUCGAUUUUUGAACCAAAUUGAUAUCAGAAUCAGACCCCUAUUUUUCGAUAUCCGUAUCACUAUUUUAAUCUGGCUCACGGUUUGGGGGGGAGGGGGAAGUCUUAGGGUAAAAUUAUUACACCUCUUCUUCCCCCUCCUCUCACCCUCAGAAAAUUUCUAGAAUGGUGAUAGAAAAGUAUCAUUUUGAAAAAUUAAGCUUUUAUUUUUUAAAAAUCUAUUUUGGUAGGAGGGAAUCCCCUCCCCCUCCUAUCUGCUCUCUUUCCUGCGAACAGAAGCGAUUUCUGAUCAGCAUGUUGGAUGAACAAAAAUUCACAAGUCAAUGCUUCCAAAGUCCCAGAAAAUGUUCUAUUUUGACGAAAUGAAGAAUUGAGGAUGUUUUGGAACCCCUGACCUUGAAAAAUUUCCUUUGUUGAUGAGUUGAAAAUGAAGAAUGCAAUUCGUAGGUACAUUAUGUAGUUUUUCGAAAUUUUGUAUCGGAAGUUUUUUUUCUCAUAUUUUUUACCACCUCCUACACCCCCCCCCCCAAUCAGCAUUUCUUCAAUAUGCGGGAAUUCUUUCAGCACGAUUCGUUCAAAAAUUAACGAGCCUAAAUACACCGUAUGAAGCGGAUUAUAGGUUAAUUUUUUCUUCUACGUGAGUCGUGACAGUGUUGAAAUUUUAUACUUAGAAAAUGAUGUUCGGGCUAUAAGAGAAAAGUGUUUUUAGAUUUACAUUAAGGUGUUGGGUUUGAUUGAUGGAAGAAAUGCAUAAAAUGGAAAAAUCGCUACAAUUUCCCGAUCGAAUUGUAACGUCUUCUUUAGCGUUAUUUUUAUACCUAAUUAAACGAUAAUUAGAUAUAGGUAAUAAGGAUUGAAUUUUGUCUAGAGGUAGUAUUCUAUACAAAAGCGACAUAAUGAACUGAAUUUCAUAUUAUAUAUUGACAUGAUUAAUUCACGUAAGGUGCGAUCUUGAUGUCGCGUCGUACCCUGCGUUAUUACGCCACAUCAACGACUUGCACAAUUUUUCGACUACAAUUUUUCCAUUUCUUAAGAUUUUCAACUAGGAUAAUUUUUCGUUUUCGCGUUCUUUAUUAAACAUUUCGACGAUAUUAUUACCUACCUAAUUAGGAUAAUUUUCAUUCUGGUUCUUUAAACGAGACAUUGCGUCGUUCGUUAUAAGAUACAAGAAUAAUAAGUAUCUAUGGUGUGUUCAACAAAACUGUAUUUUUUAUAACUUAAAGAAAUUUUAUUAUUAUUGUUUUUUUUUCUCGUUAUAACUAUACUGUAUAUCGAGGAGGAAAAUACUAUAUUUUAUAUUGUUUUUAAUGAUUAUGUUUAUUAUGUAAUUAUUAUCGCGCGAUAUAUGUAGUAGAAAGAGAAACAAACACAACCACGAUUUGAUUUUUUUUUUACAUAUUAGGUAUGUUAGAAUUUGUAAUAGCGACUAUGCUGCCGGUAUAAAUUACCACGAACGUUAUUUUGUUGUUUUGUUUACCGUCCUUCUUUUGUUUUGGCCUUUUUUUCUUUAGGUGCAGGUUUUGAAGGAUGGAUUAAUAUUAUUGUACUUCUUCUAACAUACCUGAUUGAUUUACAAACAUGUAUUGCUUUUUUUUUUACGCAUGUAGCGGAUUUUUUUUCUUAUGUAUUUUGGAUUAUUUACUACUAUUACUAAUUGCUAUUGUUGUUUUAAUAAUAAAACGUUAAAUUAA